This is a messenger RNA of Megalops cyprinoides (Indo-Pacific tarpon), 5442 nucleotides long. RefSeq names its product RNA polymerase I subunit A (gene polr1a). Gene Ontology annotation, biological process: DNA-templated transcription. Gene Ontology annotation, cellular component: RNA polymerase I complex. The transcript has 34 exons. Lineage: Eukaryota; Metazoa; Chordata; Actinopteri; Elopiformes; Megalopidae. Gene Ontology annotation, molecular function: DNA binding; DNA-directed RNA polymerase activity. Bases 121 to 5277 code for a protein of 1718 amino acids. The record is from RefSeq and is a predicted model, not a curated record.
GUAUCGUCCAUAUUGAGCACCACGUGUGACGGUUACUGCUUGUUUCACAUGUAGAACCAGGCGCAUACGCGACAGAAAAUAAAUUAAUGUUUUUUGCUUAAGUUAAAUUUUCUUUCAAAAAUGCUGAUUGGCAAAGAGCUUCCAUGGAGGCGACUCGAAGGCAUGUCAUUUGGCGUGUACUCCUCAGACGAAAUCAGGAAACUAAGUGUGAAAACAAUCACCAACCCAAGGUUCCUGGACAGUGUGGGCAAUCCUGCCACCAACGGGCUGUAUGACUUGUCACUCGGGCCGGCGGACUCCAAAGAGGUGUGCACUACUUGCAUGCAGGACUUCAACAACUGCCCCGGCCACCUGGGGCACGUGGAGCUGCCCCUGCCUGUCUACAACCCCCUCUUCUUCGAUAAACUCUACCUGCUGGUGCGGGGGUCAUGCCUGAGCUGCCACAUGCUCACCUGCCCCAGGGCUGCUAUCCACCUGCUUCUCUACCAGCUGAAGGUGCUGGAGGUGGGGGCACUGCAGGCUGUGGACGAGCUGGAUGCUGAACUCAACCGGUUCCUGGAGGGUAACGCCCAAGCUACCGGUGUAGAGAUCCAGGAGGUGCUGGAGGAUUUUGCUGAUGGGAUCCUCAGGAAUCACAGACAGGGAGACUACCAGUCGCCUGUGAAACACGUCUGUGAGAGAAGGAGCAACCUCAUUACAAACUUCUGGAGGAUGCACAUGAGCUCACGGAGGUGUCCCAACUGCAAAAUGGGCCGAUCACAGGUGCGUAAGGAACAUAACAGCAAGCUGAUCGUCAUGCUGCCUGCGGCCUUGUGCAAGGAGAACAAGAAGAAGGUCGGUCUUGAUCAGAAGAAAACGGAAGUGAUUGAGGAGUCUCAGUUGGGGAAGAGGGGUUACCUAACCCCCAGCACUGCCAAGGAGCAUGUGGUCAAACUGUGGGAAAAGGAAGGUUUCUUCCUGAGGCACCUGUUUUCUGGGCUAGAAAUGUGCAAGAGCUCCAAGUCCACCUUCAGCCCUAAUGCCUUCUUCCUGGAACUCCUGGUUGUCCCUCCGACAAGGUAUAGGCCAAUAAACUGCCUGGGGGACCAGAUGUUCACAAAUGGUCAGACAGUCAACAUGCAGGCAGUGAUGAAGGACUGUGAAGUCAUUAGAAGGCUGCUGGUGCUCAUGGCGGGAGAGAAGGCGCGGUCACUUGCCAAAGGCGAGACAGAGCUGGAGGAGGCACAGGAAAUGGGCCCCAGCAAGAUCGACCAGGACUUCCUAUCUGCGCUCUCAGGCCAGACGCUCAUGGACAAGUUCUACAACAUGUGGAUCCGGCUACAGAGCCAUGUCAACAUUGUGUUUGACAGUGACAUGGACAAGCUCAUGACCGAGAAGUUCCCCGGGAUUCGCCAGAUCCUGGAGAAGAAGGAAGGGCUUUUCCGGAAGCACAUGAUGGGGAAGCGAGUGGACUAUGCAGCACGCUCAGUCAUCUGCCCUGACAUGUACAUAGCAACCAAUGAGAUUGGAAUACCCAUGGUGUUCGCAACAAAGCUAACGUACCCACAGCCUGUGACGCCGUGGAACGUGAAGGAGCUGCGGCAGGCGGUGAUGAACGGGCCCAACGUGCACCCGGGUGCCUCCAUGGUGGUGAACGAGGAUGGCUCACGCACCAUGCUCAGCACCACCAACCCUGCCCAGCGUGAGGCCAUUGCCAAGCAGCUGCUCACGCCAUCCCAGGGCCCACAGAAGAUGCCCAUGAAGAUUGUGAACCGACAUAUUAAGAACGGUGACGUGCUCCUGCUGAACAGGCAGCCCACGCUGCACCGGCCCUCAAUCCAGGCUCACCGUGCCCGCAUCCUGCCCGGGGAGAAGGUCCUGCGCCUGCACUACGCCAACUGCAAGGCCUACAAUGCCGACUUUGAUGGCGACGAGAUGAACGCCCACUUCCCCCAGAGUGAGCUGGGCCGUGCCGAGGCCUACACACUGGUUAGCACCGACCAGCAGUACCUGGUGCCCAAGGACGGGAAGCCCCUGGCUGGGCUGAUCCAGGACCACAUGGUGGCCGGCACCAGCAUGACGGUGCGAGGCUGCUUCUUCACCCGUGACCAGUACACUGAGCUGGUGUACCGUGGCCUCACCGACAAGAGGGGCCGGGUCACACUGCUCCCACCUGCCCUCCUCAAGCCCUGUCCACUCUGGACAGGCAAACAGGUGGUGUCCACGUUGCUGCUGAACGUGAUUCCCAAAAACCACCUCCCCCUCAACUUGACGGGCAAAGCCAAGAUCCCCAGCAAAGCCUGGGUGAAAGAUCCACCCCGCCCAGUACCGGGGUACCAGCCCGAAUCCAUGUGUGAGUCCCAGAUCAUCAUGCGGCAGGGUGAGCUGCUGGUGGGGGUUCUGGAUAAGGCGCAGUAUGGCAGCUCGGCCUACGGGCUGGUUCACUGCUGCUAUGAGCUGUACGGAGGAGAGACCAGUGGGAAUCUGCUCAGCUGCCUGGCACGUGUCUUUACCGCCUACCUGCAGCUGUACCGUGGGUUCACUCUGGGUGUGGAAGACAUUCUGGUCAAACCAGGAGCUAACAGGAAGAGAAAGAAAAUCAUUCUGGAGUCGACCAAGUGUGGGGCGAAGGCCCUGCGAGCGGCCUUCAACCUCCCCUCCAUGGCCUCAAAGAGUGAGGGGUGCAGCCGCUGGCAGGACGCCCACCUUAACCCUGACCAGCGUGACUUCAACACGGUGGACCUCAAGUUCAAGGAGGAGGCCAACCUGGUCAACAAUGACAUCAACAAGGUGUGCAUGCCGUUGGGGCUACACCGCAAUUUCCCAGAGAACAACCUCCAGCUGAUGGUGCAGUCUGGGGCCAAGGGCUCCACUGUCAACACCAUGCAGAUCUCCUGCCUGCUGGGUCAGAUUGAGCUGGAGGGCCGGCGCCCUCCCCUGAUGCCUUCUGGGAAAUCCCUGCCGUGCUUCCAGCCCUAUGACGUGUCACCCCGUUCAGGAGGGUUUGUCUCGGGCAGGUUCCUGACGGGCAUCAAGCCCUCGGAGUUCUUCUUCCACUGCAUGGCUGGGCGGGAAGGCCUGGUGGACACUGCUGUGAAGACGAGUCGAUCAGGGUACCUGCAGAGAUGUGUGAUUAAGCACCUGGAGGGCCUGGUGGUUCAGUAUGACCUGACAGUGCGGGACAGUGACGGCAGUGUGGUUCAGUUCCUGUAUGGGGAGGAUGGCCUGGACAUCCCCAAAACCCAGUUCCUUCAGCCCCGCCAGUUCCCCUUCAUCCAGGACAACUACGAGGUCAUCAGUAGGUCGCAGUGCCUGGAUGAGGUCCUGCAGCGGAUGGAGCCCGAGGCGGCAGCCAAACACUUCAGAGCCAUCAAGAAGUGGAGGGCGCGGAGGGGCGCAGCCUCGCCCAGGGAGGGGGCGUUCCUCCUCUUCUCCCAGAAGAAGCUGGCAAAACUGCAGGCACAGGGCGAGCUCCAGGAACUGGCUGGGGGGAGGAACAGAGCCAUGCUGGAGCUGGUGGAGAGGUGGCAUUUGCUAGAUGAGGCUAACCGCAGCAAGUACAUGAGGAAGACCUCCCGCUGCCCCGAUCCCUGCCUGGCCCUCCUGCGCCCAGACAUCUUCUUCGGCUCGGUCUCUGAGACUUUCGACUCCAUCAUGGAGUCCUACCUCUCUGAGUGUCAGACCAGGCCCGGCACUGGGGGAGUCAGCCAGGACCCGGAAACGGACAGGCUGCGGGCCCUGCUGCAGCUGAAGUGGCAGCGGGCUCUGUGUGACCCAGGUGAGGCUGUGGGGCUGCUGGCAGCCCAGAGUAUCGGGGAGCCCUCCACCCAGAUGACCCUGAACACCUUCCACUUCGCAGGCAGGGGGGAGAUGAAUGUCACGCUGGGAAUCCCCAGGCUUAGAGAGAUCCUGAUGAUUGCCAGCUCCAACAUAAAGACCCCCAUGAUGAGCAUCCCUGUGCUCAACACUAAGGGAGCUUUGAAGAAGGUCAAGACCCUCCGCAGGAGACUGACACGCGUGUGCCUGGAAGAGGUGUUGCAAAGGUUAGAUGUGCAAGAAAUUCUUCGAGUUGAAGGUGGACGACAGAAGAGCCGUGUCUUCAAGCUCACCUUCCACUUCCUGCCUCCAGAGUGCUACCAGGAAGACAAGCUGAUCUCCCCACAGCAAAUCCUGCACUACAUGGAAACCAGGUUCUUCCGCCUCCUGCUGGAAGCCAUAAAGAAGCGCAGUGCCAAGCUGGCAUCCAUCAGCGCAGUCGACUCAAGGAAAGCCACUCAGAGGGACAGUGAUCGGGACACAGGGGACGGCCAGGGUGCUCUGGAUAUCAGUGAGACAGAAGUCGAGGCAGAGGAAGGAGGCCAGAUUGUGGAUGGUGAGGCAGAUGAAGGAGAUGCCGAUGCCUCCGAUGCCAAACGGAGAGAGAAGCAAGAGGAGGAGGUGGACUAUGAGAGCGAAGAGGGGGAGGAUGCAGACGAGAGGGAAGAGCUAUCAGAGGAGAAAGAGGACACACCCCCUCUGGAAGAGGAGGAGGAGGAGGAGGAGGAGAAGGAGGAGCCAGCAAGAGAGGAGCACACCCUGUCCCGCCCUGCAGCUGCCUGUCCGGAGCCUGAGGCCCGGGGCUCCCAGGACACGCUGAGAGUCAACGCCGUCCUAGACAUCAACUCAGCCAUCGAGAGUUACGCAUUUGACAGCCAGGACGGCCUGUGGUGUGAGGUGACAAUAGCCCUGCCUGUCAGUAAGGUGCACUUUGACUUGACAUCGCUGGUGGCAGCUCAGACACGGAGUGCGGUCGUGCAUGAGACCAAAGGAAUCACUCGCUGCCUGCUGAGCGAGGUUACCACACCCCAAGGCGGGAAGGAGCUGAUGCUGAACACGGAGGGCAUCAACCUACAGGAGCUCUUCAAGUACAGCGAGAUUCUGGAUGUUAAUCGGCUGUACUCCAACGAGGUCCAUGCCAUGGCCAACACGUAUGGCAUCGAGGUGGCACUGAGGGUCAUUGAGAAGGAGAUCAAAGACGUGUUCGCUGUUUAUGGUAUUGAGGUUGACCCUCGUCAUCUGUCCCUGGUUGCCGACUACAUGUGCUUUGAGGGGACAUACAAGCCACUGAAUCGCUUUGCCAUCCAGUCCAACUCCUCCCCUCUGCAGCAGAUGACAUUUGAAACAAGCUACAAGUUCCUGAAGCAAGCCACCAUGCUGGGGUCCUAUGAUAGCCUGUCAUCUCCCUCUGCACGCCUGGUGGUCGGGAAGGUGGUGAAGGGGGGAACUGGCCUGUUCGACCUGAAGCAGCCGCUGCAGUAGUGUGUCUAUAUUUAACACCAUUCAGCCAUGCCCCCAGCCAAACACACCCCUCUAUGCACGCCAUCCCCUGUGCUCAGAUCAAAGUGCCUUUACCUUCAUGCCCCAGCAUGGAUAUGUGAAAAUAAACAGGGCACAAGUCAAAUCCCUUUGUUGCUGUAUUCUAUA